Messenger RNA from Caenorhabditis sp. 36 PRJEB53466, 3040 nucleotides. The record is from the annotation of a GenBank genome assembly. NCBI's taxonomy places the organism in Eukaryota, Metazoa, Nematoda, Chromadorea, Rhabditida, Rhabditidae.
AUGAUGCUCCGUGUAUUCGUGCUGUGCCUCUUGGCGGCCCAGGCCCGUGGGGGUCAGAUUCCAGUGCCUCCUAUCUUCUCGCCUUGCAACUUCCCGUCGCCGAUCACUGAACCGACUUUUGUAAGUUCAAUAGCUAUAUGUAUGCAUUUAUUAUUCCUGCAAAAGUUAUGUUUUGAUGUCUUCAAAAGGGACCACUGCAGUUAUUUUUCCUGGUGACCCGCAUAAACUGAGCAAAUAGUGAGAGGUGGUUACAAAGGAGUUCAAAAAAUGUGGUCGAGUGUCAAAUUAUAUAUUCUUUUUGUUUUGUCCAUAGCUCAAAGGCUCCGUCUCACAAAUCACUCAAGCGUUCUCGAACCCGCAAUUACAGACCCGUUUCUCUGCACGUCACCGUUUUUAGACGUUAAUUCUCCGCCGGCUAUACACUAUGCUUUAAACCUGAAAAAAGAACGACGUCGAGAAAUGAAAGCCGCGUGGAAAAAGUCGGGAGGCCCUGCUUUCUAUUUGCAUAUUUAGCGUUUGCUCAUCCUUAUGAAACCAAUCAAGUGAAAGACAAUCGUCGUCUUUUUGUUUUGCUCCGUCAAGAUUUGCCGCUUUGAUAUCCAUAGGGUCUGUGCGAAUGAACGAAUGAAUGAGGAAGCGGGGCUACGCUUUCGUGAUGAGUUUUCGGGAUUAAAAUUUUUAGAGCGGCGGGAAGUGCACUCUGAGAAACCCUAAAUUCUGACGUUACUUUGUGGCUUUUGUGGGGUGAAAAGCAAGGAGUGGGCCGAAAUCAUUAGUCAUUUCUCUUAUUUUCUCGGGUUUCCUCGGGAGACCACAAGGUGAACAACAUCUCCGCGGCAAACGCAAUUUGUGCUCCCCGAAGCUCCUUUCUUUUGUAUCGCAAACGGAAAAUUAUUCGGCGACAACAAAAAAGACUACUCUUCUUUCUCUCUUUUCCUCUUUUCCGCGUGCUUCGCCCAUUCACCAGGUUUCUUGAGGACCCUUGUCAACUUUUCAAAAGGACUUCUAAUCUGAAUGGGCAAAGGAGAGCAAAGAAUUUUGACGAAUGUUUGGUUUUUGACAAAAAAAGCUUCUGCUUUCGACAAAGAUCCGAAUAAACAAAAGCCAAGAUCAUCCAUUUCCCAGCCGCAGCUUUUCAUCUCAUCAUUUUUUGCCAAAGCCUAGGGAUCCUAAAAAAAAACUUCGGGCGGUGCAUAAAGGAGUGAAGAAAAUGAAGAAAAAGAAGCAGAAGCAGAACAAGAAGAAAAUUGAAAAAUUUUGGGCAGAGUUGUGCAUCUUAUAUUCACCAGUCCAUCAAUUUUCCUCUUUCUUUUUCAUGUACAUGAACAUAGCAAGGCAUGUAAACAAAAACAGUGAAUGAAUGCAUUUCAAUGAGUCAAGCCAUGGGUAACGUCUCUCAAAAGGAAUUCCUGUGCCCGGAUGACUGAUUAGCACAGAAAAAGAUAUAUACACAUGACGGGCUCCAUUUCUGGCCUUCGUUGUUCGUUGCCACUUUGUGUCGAGGAAACCCCUCUGGAACACGACACAUUUGUCUGUUUUCUGAGUAAAAAAUAAAUGCAUAGUCUACCGUUGAGUACUAACUGGCUAAACUGACAGAAAAAAGGCAGAAAAGACAUUUCUCAUGCAUAUGAAACGGAAGGACAAUCGCAGACCUCCUUUUCUCAGAAGUCGCGGGGUCAAAACAAAGUAUUUGCCCUUUUUCAGCACCGAUCUGUCUGCUAUACAGUACCCCGUCUUCCAUUUGUUUGCGAUCUCCAUCACCAGCUCGCUUACACCAAUGUUCAUGGAAUUGAGAAAGCGUACACAAGGUACAGAGCUUGACAAACAAAUUAAGUCACAAAUCUUAUCAAUUUCCAGGUAUAAAUCACUUUUCACUAACGGAAAUGUCUCAACGCUGGCCAUAAUAAUCGGUGAGCGCCACGUGUGUCUUCCCUGCUAACCCAUUCUCGGAUUCCAGCAAAGCAGCUAGAACAGCCCGCAUCCGCUAAUGAUGUCAUGAAGAAAUCCGAGUACGCAUGUCUCUUUGAUAAUGAAUGCGACCAGAUCGACGGAGACAUGAUCACUGGGAUCGUCGGAAAUGUGAAGAAAUUCCUCAAGGUUGGUUGGAGAUAAACGUUGCCGACUUCCGAGUUUAGUCCAAACUUUUUCUCUCUAAAGUGGAACAGGAAGAGGAACUCAAUCAUUAUAAAACAAUUUCGUUCACGCUUUUGCACUCCGCGUGAAGUGGUUUGCGAGCAUUUGCAUAAAAAGUGGAUCAUGUAGGUUCCCUUCCUCGUUUUUGGGGAAAACACCGUAAAAAGUGCCGAAAGCAAACAAUCUCAGCUUUAAUAAUCACACAGAGUUGUACUAGCGAAUCCUCUGGUUGCACACCAAAACACAAGAUUUGCAGAUGUACUCGUGGAAAGUGUAUGAAAGGUGGUUCGGAAGCCAAGAGGCGUGCUCUAAGACAAACUUGCUAGCGGUAAACUACCAAUACUCUGUACUUUUUUGCAUAAUGCCAUGUUCCAGUUAGUCAUAAUUGACGGAGUUGUCAACGACGCCCGCAAAAUUCCAUACGUGCGACUUCACACAGGUACAAAGCCAACAAAGCCAGAAGACAAAGAUCGUGGUCACCUCGAAAAUUCCAGGUUCGCCGAGACUUCGUGUUUCCCUACCGAAUAUUCAGAGUGAAGUCAACAAUGCGUUGGUGCAAGGUACGUGCUGUGACACUCCUUUCGGGACCAACCAAUGUUUUAGGUUGGCCACUUGUAAAAGUCAUCGAGGAUCUUGUUGACGACGUAGGAUACGCAUUGAAAGAGUAUUAUGAGCUUAAUGGGGAACAAAGAGAUCACUCAGUUCCGUUGUAAGCAACCCCAAUAUUGUUGGUCUCUUUGUAGCAAAGUAUUUCAGAUGGGCUCGCAACCUCUUCUUAAUCUGUCUGGCUCUUGUGGUCACAGCUCUUCUGGUCGAGUGGUAUGUAGUACGAAGAAAGAUUGGAGUGCAGAAGAGUGGAUCCAUCAAAAUCGCCUCUGGAAAGAGCAAGACUCAUCUCAUGUUCUAG